CAAAACACACACCAAUCAAACAUCUUCCUAAACAAAAUCACACGAAGAAUCAGUUGCGUACGAAAGAUGAAGCCUGUUACAUUUCUCGUGGCUCUGACUACCGUCGCAGUCAUUCUCUCCACCGUCAGUGCUAAUCCCUACGGUGGGUGGCAGCCGAUAGAGAACAUACACAACUAUCGCAUCCAGGAGAUUGCAAAGUUUGCGGUAGCAAUGCACAACUUGGAAAACAAUUUCAAACAUCCGUUGAGACUCGUAAGCAUUCGGAGGGGCCUUGUCCAGGUGGUGGACGGCAUGAACUAUAAGCUCGAUGUGAUGGCAGCUGAAGGCAACAGGCUCGACUCCAAGGGGAGUAUGUACCGAACGGAAGUUCACGUGAGGCUUGGUGCGAUGGAGCUCAUUUUUUUCACACGUAUAGUUAAAGGGUUAAAUUAAGAUCCUGCAUGAAAAAUAAUUUAGCAGUCCUUGUUUUAGUUUUUAAGUUUUUCAUUGUUUGAUUAAUAAUUAGGAAUAACGUAAACUUUUGUUGGUUAUCUAGUAACGUGUUAUUAGUUGAUUAUGUCCUUUUUGUCAAAAGUGUGAUUGUGCCCUUAAUUAAUUGCUAGUGUCUAAUUUUUAUCUCUACACAUCGAUACGCUAGAUAUCGUUCUACUGCACCAAAUCUCGUGAACAACUGAAGCCAAAACCAACAAAUAUUCAUUGAGUAAGACUAUUUUAAUGUGUCAAAUUAAUUACUGCAUCAUGCCAUAGGCUAGAAUUUGAGGACCUUCGAGAAUAAUGAAUGUUCCUGGGA
Messenger RNA from Linum trigynum, 790 nucleotides. Lineage: Eukaryota; Viridiplantae; Streptophyta; Magnoliopsida; Malpighiales; Linaceae. The record is from the annotation of a GenBank genome assembly.